Messenger RNA from Penicillium manginii, 1038 nucleotides. RefSeq names its product zinc-binding alcohol dehydrogenase family protein. Lineage: Eukaryota; Fungi; Ascomycota; Eurotiomycetes; Eurotiales; Aspergillaceae. The record is from RefSeq and is a predicted model, not a curated record. Gene Ontology annotation, molecular function: oxidoreductase activity, acting on NAD(P)H. Bases 1 to 1038 code for a protein of 345 amino acids. The transcript has 5 exons.
AUGGCAAAGAAUGAAGCAGCCUGGAUCACUGCACCUGCAGCAUAUCCUUUCACGGUCAAGUCUGCGCCUAAGCCCAAGCCAGGUCCAGGCCAUAUUGUGAUCAAAAAUGCGGCCGUUGCUAUUCUUCCCAAGAAUCCUGUUGACUGGAAGAUUCAGAGUCUAGGUCGCUACCUUGACAAAUAUCCUUUCAUUUUAGGCGAGGAUGCCGCUGGAAUUGUCGAAGAUAUUGGCCCCGGUGUAACGCGAUACAGGAAGGGGCAGCGAGUCAUUGCUCACUGCAAUAGCCUCAUGACUCAAGACCCUGCCAAUGCAGCAUUUCAGCUAUAUACGGUUGUUACCGAGGCUCUCGUAGCUGAAUUGCCUGAUGGAUUGACCUUUGAAGAGGGCUCUGUACUGCCGUUGGCGACCUCAACGGCCUGCGCAGGUCUUUAUCGGAAGGAUUACCUCGGACUGCCCUUGCCUGUAGUUGGAGGUGCUAAAGCGACAGGUCAAACGAUCCUUAUAUGGGGUGGUGCAUCUUCGGUUGGUGCAACUUCAAUUCAGCUUGCAGUGGCCUCGGGCUUGACUGUCCUGACUACUGCAUCGGCGGCUAAUCACGACUUCGUCAAGUCUCUGGGUGCACACGCCGUUUUCGACUAUAGGUCCUCAAAUGUUGUGCAAGACAUAGUCAAUGCACUUGCGAAUACCAAAUUUGUCGGGGUCUACGAUGCUAUCUCGGAGGAUGUCAGCUUUAAAGCGAUCUCGACAAUUCUGGAUGGGUUGAACGUGACGGUAAAUGUUGCCAGCGUCCUGCCCUAUGACAAGCCAACUGAGCGAUUCGCUCCAAAGUACGUGCUUGCCUACUCCAUCAUUCAAGACCCUCACUGCGAUAUUGGUGAGUGGAUUUGGGGUAAAUACGUCCCAGAGGCUUUGGCAAACGGAACUUUCAAGCCCAAGCCAGAGCCUGUUGUCGUUGGCAAUGGACUUCAAGACAUCCAGUAUGGUCUCGAUAUACAAAAGAAGGGUGUAUCCGCUAAGAAGGUGGUCAUCGCUCUUUGA